Messenger RNA from Malania oleifera, 1884 nucleotides. RefSeq names its product cytochrome P450 85A-like. The transcript has 9 exons. Bases 200 to 1591 code for a protein of 463 amino acids. Gene Ontology annotation, molecular function: iron ion binding; heme binding; oxidoreductase activity, acting on paired donors, with incorporation or reduction of molecular oxygen. NCBI's taxonomy places the organism in Eukaryota, Viridiplantae, Streptophyta, Magnoliopsida, Santalales, Ximeniaceae. Gene Ontology annotation, biological process: sterol metabolic process. The record is from RefSeq and is a predicted model, not a curated record.
AUUUGAUGGUAGGAUCCACAUCCUAUAGGAUAUAAAAGUCUUCCCUUUCCCCGUCUCUGUGUCUCCUACGUGCACUAGUCCAGAGGCACGCACAUACACAUUAUUCUGGCUCAACUCUUUGAACCUGAGCUAGCCAUAUCACAUUCUGCGUACUCUUUUAAGUCUCAAGUGGGCUGAGCUUUCUUAAUUGAGAGCGUCAAUGGCAGUCUUGGCGGUGGCUUAUGGGUUGGCAAUGGGGCUCUGCCUCUGCUUUGCUCUGUUCACAUGGAAUGAGGUAAGGUACAGGAGGAAGUGCUUGCCUCCAGGGACAAUGGGGUGGCCUAUUGUUGGCGAGACCACAGAAUUUCUCAAACAAGGACCAAGUUUCUUGAAAAACAAGAGAGCAAGAUAUGGAAGUUUCUUCAAAACCCACAUACUGGGGAGUCCUACCAUUAUAUCCAUGGACCCAGACGUGAACAGACACAUCCUGUUGAGUGAAGGAAAAGGACUUGUUCCGGGGUACCCCAAGUCCAUGGUGGAUAUAAUAGGGAAUUCCAAUAUUGCUGCUGUACAUGGCUCUGCUCACAAAAAUAUAAGAGGGUCUUUGCUCUCCCUUAUCGGUCCUGGCCUGAUAAAAGAUCGUCUUUUGCCUAAUAUCAAUAAAGUAGUAAGAUCCCACCUCGACUGUUGGGAUGGCAAAACCAUUGACAUGCAAGAAAAAACUACUAAGAUGGCACUGCUCACAUCCUUAAGGCAGAUUAUGGAAUUAGAGUCAACUGCCAUCUAUGAGUCAUUCGAAUCCGAGUUUGAUACGAUGUUGCUAGGAACACUAGCACUGCCUAUCAAUUUUCCAGGCUCAAAUUAUCGUCGUGGAUUGCUGGCAAGGAAGAAUGUAAUAAGAACACUGAGACAAAUAAUGAAGGAAAGAAGAGCUUCAUCAACAUAUCAAAAUGACAUGCUUGGUUAUAUGCUAAGGAAUGAAGACUCAAGACACAAUCUCAAUGAUGAGGAGAUAAUUGAUCAGAUGAUUACAAUUUUGAAUUCGGGUUACGAAACUGUCUCAAGAACUUCAAUGAUGGCUGUCAAAUAUCUCCACGAUCAUCCAAAAGCGCUUGAGGAAUUAAGAGAAGAGCAUUUAACCAUCCGAGAAAGGAAAAUGCCAGAUGAGCCCAUUUACUGGGAUGACUAUAAGACAAUGAAGUUCACCCGUGCCGUGAUCUUUGAAACCUUGAGAUUGGCUACAGUAAUAAAUGGGGUAUUGAGGAAGACAACUCAAGAAAUGGAAUUGAAUGGCUUUGUAAUUCCGAAAGGAUGGAGGAUAUAUGUCUACACAAGGGAAAUCAACUAUGACCCAUUCCUCUAUCCCGAGCCUUUAACCUUUAAUCCAUGGAGAUGGCUGGAUAAGCGCUUGGAAUCUCAUGAUCACUUCUUCUUUUUCGGUGGGGGAAGCAGGUUAUGCCCUGGAAAAGAAUUGGGUAUAACUAAAGUUGCGGUCUUCCUUCACUACUUGGUCACCAGAUACAGGUGGGAAGAAGUUGCAGAAAAUGAGAUUCAGAAGUUCCCUAGAGUUGAAGCACCAAAUGGGCUGCAUAUGAAGCUGUCCAAGUACUAAUAAUGAUGCUACACAUAUACACACAUACUGGGCAGGGAACAAUUCUAGCAUGCACAUGGCAGGAAUAUGGAUAUCUGUGAACAUACCAACAGAUGAAUAAAAGACUGCAGAAAUAACCAUAGAGUUAGCAUGAACCUAAAACCAACAAGAACCUGGGAGUAUCUGUAUCUUUGCCACCCAAACUCAUUACUCUUAAAGAAAAUGAGAGGAAAAGCAAGCUCAUCUAUCCCAUCCUUGUCAAUUGGUGAAACAAUCCAAAUUCUAUUUAUCUAAAUAAGCAGUAAAAUUAGCAA